This is a messenger RNA of Aureobasidium melanogenum CBS 110374, 192 nucleotides long. RefSeq lists its product as uncharacterized. The transcript has 2 exons. The annotation marks the transcript as partial. The record is from RefSeq and is a predicted model, not a curated record. NCBI's taxonomy places the organism in Eukaryota, Fungi, Ascomycota, Dothideomycetes, Dothideales, Saccotheciaceae.
CAAGAAGCCGCCGUCGCCAACGCAAGACAGCUUGUCGAGAAACUCAACGAACACUGCUUCGAGCGCUGCAUCCCCAAGCCCGGUUCCUCCUUGUCCUCGGGCGAGUCCACCUGCUACUCGCAGUGCAUGGAAAAAUACAUGUCGGCCUGGAACGUCGUCUCCAAGCAAUACAUCAACCGCAUACAGAGAGAG